AUGGCUACGCAUAGCGAUUAUUCCGACGAAGAGUCCCAACCAGGCUCCCCCGUCCUUGGCAAUACCAACAACGCAGUCGAUGAUGUUGACGAUCAAGAACCCCUCGAACAAGAACAAGAAACCAACUCCCUCAAAUCCUCUCUAAAACAGCGGACUUCGGUUCCCCCAAUGCCUCAAGAGAAGAAACCAGAGCUUCCAGAACAGCCAGAUCCACAAACUCUAGACCUGUCUAUCCUCACGGCAUUGACACCUGAAAUCAUCGCACGACAAGCUACUAUCAAUAUUGGGACCAUUGGACAUGUCGCACACGGCAAAUCGACGGUGGUAAAGGCUAUCUCUGGAGUGCAGACGGUCAGAUUCAAGAACGAGCAGGAGAGAAAUAUUACCAUCAAGCUGGGUUAUGCCAAUGCCAAGAUUUAUAAAUGUGACAGUGAGGAGUGUCCCCGGCCCGGGUGCUACCGGAGUUACAAGAGUGAGAAGGAAGUGGACCCCCUUUGUGAAAGAGAGGGAUGUACUGGGAGAUAUCGUCUCCUCAGACACGUGUCCUUCGUCGACUGCCCUGGUCACGACAUUCUCAUGAGCACCAUGCUUUCAGGAGCAGCUGUCAUGGACGCUGCGCUUCUCUUAAUUGCAGGCAAUGAAUCCUGCCCCCAGCCCCAAACCUCAGAGCAUCUGGCAGCCAUAGAGAUCAUGAAACUCAACCAUAUCAUCAUCCUCCAGAACAAAGUCGAUCUGAUGCGUGAAGACGGCGCCCUUCAACACUACCAGUCAAUAUUGAAAUUCAUCCGUGGCACCGUCGCAGACGGAUCCCCCAUCAUCCCCAUCUCCGCUCAGCUGAAAUACAACAUCGACGCCGUUAACGAAUAUCUAGUCUCGCACAUCCCAGUGCCCCUCCGCGACUUCCAAGCUGCCCCGCACAUGAUCAUCAUCCGCUCCUUUGAUGUCAACAAGCCCGGCGCGGAAAUCGAAGAGCUACGCGGUGGUGUAGCUGGUGGUAGUAUCCUCACCGGCGUGCUGAAGCUAGGCGACGAGAUCGAAAUCCGCCCCGGUAUUGUCACCAAGGAUGAUCAGGGCAAGAUCCAAUGCCGACCCAUCUUCAGCCGUGUCGUCUCACUACUAGCUGAACAAAAUGACCUCAAAUUCGCUGUACCAGGCGGUCUGAUCGGUGUAGGCACACGCGUCGACCCAACACUCUGCCGUGCCGAUCGUCUGCUUGGUUUCGUCCUAGGGCAUCGAGGCCGCCUACCGGCCAUUUACACUGAGAUUGAAGUGAACUAUUUCCUCCUGCGAAGAUUGCUGGGUGUCAAAACUGCCGAUGGCAAGCAGGCGAAGGUAUCCAAGCUGGCAAAGAACGAGGUGCUGAUGGUGAACAUUGGAUCGACAGCGACGGGCGCAAAAGUAAUGGGUGUCAAGGCUGAUGCGGCCAAAUUGAGCUUGACGAGCCCUGCGUGCACGGAGAUUGGGGAGAAGAUUGCGCUGAGUCGACGGAUUGAUAAGCAUUGGCGUUUGAUUGGAUGGGCGAAUAUUGUUGCGUAG
Messenger RNA from Paracoccidioides lutzii Pb01, 1536 nucleotides. RefSeq names its product eukaryotic translation initiation factor 2 subunit gamma. Gene Ontology annotation, biological process: formation of translation preinitiation complex; positive regulation of translational fidelity. The coding region runs from base 1 to 1536 and encodes 511 amino acids. The record is from RefSeq and is a predicted model, not a curated record. The transcript has 2 exons. Gene Ontology annotation, cellular component: cytosol; eukaryotic translation initiation factor 2 complex. Gene Ontology annotation, molecular function: translation initiation factor activity; tRNA binding; GTP binding.